This is a messenger RNA of Laetiporus sulphureus 93-53, 834 nucleotides long. RefSeq lists its product as uncharacterized. Gene Ontology annotation, molecular function: DNA-directed DNA polymerase activity. The transcript is spliced from 4 exons. Gene Ontology annotation, cellular component: delta DNA polymerase complex. Bases 1 to 834 code for a protein of 277 amino acids. Gene Ontology annotation, biological process: DNA-templated DNA replication; DNA synthesis involved in DNA repair. The record is from RefSeq and is a predicted model, not a curated record. Lineage: Eukaryota; Fungi; Basidiomycota; Agaricomycetes; Polyporales; Laetiporaceae.
AUGACACCCAGAAAACAUAGCUUGGAAGGCGACGCCUCCCCGCCGUUGAAGCAGGGAAAGCUCAGCUUCCGGUCCUCGAAGCGCGCUGCAUCGACAGGCAGCGCAAACUCGGCGAAAGGCAAAGGCUCUCGACCUGGCCUCAAACGUAGGCUCUCGUCCAUUUCGACUGUCAUUCCAGAGGUCAUUGAGGCCUAUGAUACUGAGCCCAGCGAGGCGAAGUCUGUGGAUGAACAUGAGAGCGCCAUCGAGGUCAGCUCCAGCGAGGAAGACGGCGGGAAGCGCCUGCGGGGACGGGCCGCUCGUAAGGAGGAUCAUAUCGAGGAGGCGGAAGAGCCGAUGACGAAGCGGAGGCGUCUGAGGAAGGACGUGUUUGGCUCGCGAGAGGGCUUGGAGAAUGCACAUGGUCAUAAGCAGCCGCAGGCGAGUCCGGCGAAGAGGGGGAGGAAGAAGGGCAAAGGCAAAGUCGUGAAGGGGAAGAAGUUGGAGGAAGAGGAGGAAGAGAAGGAGGAAGUGGGUAACGAGGAGGAAGUGGAGGGCGGGCAUUUGAAUGUGAAGCACAAGAAGUGGAACAAACUCUAUGGCGAGGUGAGGGAGAAGAAUAGUCAUUUGGAGUUCGUGCAUGGCGAGGGAUUGAAUAAGGUCGAUCAUAUCCUGCGUAUGUUUGACCUUACGUACGACUUCGGUCCAUGCAUCGGCGUGACUCGCCUGCAGCGUUGGCAGCGUGCAGAGAUGCUCGGCCUGAAACCUCCACCGGAGAUCAAGGAAAUAUUGCUGACGAAAGAAGGCAGCGAGGAGCCGCGCUAUAGGGAAUGUGUCUUCUUCGGCGAGGUCUAG